Molecule: messenger RNA, 2569 nt
Organism: Alnus glutinosa
Lineage: Eukaryota; Viridiplantae; Streptophyta; Magnoliopsida; Fagales; Betulaceae
Product: putative pentatricopeptide repeat-containing protein At1g53330
Exons: 1
Coding region: 283-1818 (511 amino acids)
Molecular function (GO): protein binding
Source: RefSeq, a predicted model, not a curated record
GAGUUAGAUCACCUAUAACUCACUAGUUGUGCAAAUAAUCACAUCAUCAGCCACACUUGAAAGCCAAAAGCAAUGGGAAAAUUGUCAUGUCUCGCAUUUUCUACGAAGCCAAACAAAACGUAUAUAACAGCGAGUAAAGGAACGCCUUUUCUGAUGGUUUUGAUGUCUGGCGUCGGUUAGGCGAGCAGCAUUGACAGCUUUCUCUCGUCCUUCUUUGCGGCGGCGUUCGGUGCCUUCUUAUAUAUCACCACCGGUCCCCACACAGGAUCCGUCCCAAAAUAUAUGACCGUUGACAUCUUUUUUCACUCUUCUGAUCAGAAUCCUCCUUUGAAACUAUCUCACGAUCACCAUUCACAGACUCUAUCAACUCCCACACAAAACUCUCUCUCUCUCUCUCUCUCUGACGUUCCAACCCAAAAGCCCAAAGAAAUGAAACCUCCAAAACCCAUCUCUCCCUUCAGGCUCUCCUCCCUCCUCCGCCUCGAAAAGGACCCCACCCUCGCUCUCCAACUCUUCCGAAACCCUAACCCUAACUCUAAUCCCAAGAAGCCCUUCCGCUACUCCCUCCUUUCCUACGACCUCAUCGUCACCAAGCUCGGCCGCGCUAAGAUGUUCGACGAAAUGGAGCAAAUCCUCCACCAACUAAAACAGGAAACCCGCUUUGCUCCCGGCGAAAUUAUCUUCUGCAAUGUCAUCUCCUUCUACGGCCGCGCCAAACUCCCCGACAAUGCUGUACAGACAUUUGAUCGAAUGCCUGGUUUCCGUUGCAAGCGGACCGUGAAGUCGAUGAAUUCACUGUUGGAUGCGCUCUCCAAAUGUGGAGAAUUUGAGAAAAUGAGGGAACUUCUUCUGGGUAUUGAUAAAUAUGGAACCCCAGAUGCGUGUACGUAUAAUAUAUUGAUUAGUUCUUGUUGUAGGAGUGGGAAUUUGGACGAUGCAUGGACUGUGUUUGAUGAAAUGCAAAGAAGGGGUGCUUCUCCAAAUUUUGUGACAUUCGGGACUUUGAUUUAUCAGCUUUGCUUGGAUUCUAGGUUGAAAGAUGCUUUUAAGUUGAAAGAGGAUAUGGUGAGAGUUUAUGGUGUUAAGCCUAAUUCGUUUGUGUAUUCAUCAUUGGUUAGAGGGCUUUGUGGGAUUGGUGAGGUGAAUUUGGCCUUUAGGCUUAAGGAGGAGAUGUUGAGAAGUAAGUUGAAAAUGGAUUCGGCGGUGUAUUCUACUUUAAUUAGUGCGCUUUUUAAGGUUGGGAGGAAGGAAGAAGCUUUUGGGGUUUUGGAGGAAAUGAAAGAGAUUGGGUGCAAGCCUGAUACUGUGACUUACAAUGCGAUUAUUAAUGGGUUUUGCAAUGAGAAGGACUUUGAAGCUGCAUUUAGAAUUUUGGAUGAGAUGGUGGAGAAGGGGCAUAAGCCGGAUGUUAUUAGUUACAAUGUAAUAAUUGGUGGGCUGUGUAAGGGAGGGAAGUGGAGUGAAGCGAGAGAUUUGUUUGAAGAUUUGCCAAGACGUGGGUGUCCUCCUGAUGUGGUGUCAUAUCGGACACUUUUUGAUGGGCUUACUAAUUUGAUGCAGUUUAAGGAAGCAGCAUUUAUUUUAGAUGAGAUGAUCUUCAAAGGUUUUGCGCCUUGUCCCGCAAGUAUAAAUAAACUUGUUGACAGGUUAUGUCACGAAGGUAAUUUAGAGUUGUUAUCGGUUGUUCUGAAUAGUCUGGGAAAAGGAAGUGUUAUUGAUGCAGAUGUAUGGAGGAUGGUGGUUUUCAUGGUGUGCAAAAAAGACGAGCUGUUAAAUUCCUCCAUUGUUGUUGACACUUUGAUGAUGCCAAAAAUUUAGAUUGUGCCGAUGAUUGGUUAGGUGUGGAUUUUUUGUUCAAUCAAAGGCAUGCUUCCCGAUUUCCUUAUAUCUUCUCGUGGAUAAAAUUUACUGGGUUUGAUCAAGAGUGAAAUGAAACAUGCUUACCAAUGUCCCUGAGCUCCUGAACGAAGGGAAUCCAAAAGGGGUCUGAUCCUUGCACAACAGGUUGUGCACCAAGCUUUUUCCAAUCCGGGGUUUGCAAUCCAAAAAGGUCAAGAUUCUGCAGAAGCUGCAACUUUUCUGAUUGCAAAAGUUAUAGGUCUCUACCACAACUACCCCUACUGUUAUUGCAAAAGUUAUAGGUCUCAAAGUUGGCCUGGACAAACAAACAAAUCUCACUGUUCAACAUGAUGGCAAAGGAAGAGUUAUUUUGUCAGGACCAAUUCCAAAAGAUUUGCAGAAACUUCCAUUCUUACUACAUAUAAAUCUUUCUUUCAAUACUUUGGAGGGUGAGGUACCAGAGGAAGGAGUUUUCCGAAAUACAAGCAAGAUGUCAGUGAUCGGAUAUAGUAUGCUUUGUGGGGGUUUCCCACAACUGCAGCUACCAGCAUGCUCCACUGAAGAAAAGAAACGCGAAAUGUCCCUUGCUUUUAAGCUAAAAUAACAAUCCCUGGUGUGGUUCUGUGUUUCUUUUUAAUGUCAUCCUUUGUUAUUCUUCAUUGGAUGCGAAAAUUGAACAAGAAAUCAUCUUCUGCACUCUCAACAAUUGACUUCUUUUCAAAGAUUUCAU